Messenger RNA from Trichophyton benhamiae CBS 112371, 615 nucleotides. RefSeq lists its product as uncharacterized. The record is from RefSeq and is a predicted model, not a curated record. The coding region runs from base 1 to 615 and encodes 204 amino acids. The transcript is spliced from 3 exons. Lineage: Eukaryota; Fungi; Ascomycota; Eurotiomycetes; Onygenales; Arthrodermataceae.
AUGACUAUUGGCGUUGUUGUUGUUGUUAUUGUUGUUGCUGCUGUGGUUGUGGCUGCUGUUGGUAUCGUCGAUGCCGGACGAGGCUGUGAUAUCCCGCUUGACGCCGGCCGAGGGGUGACAGCCGGCCGCCGCUGGAGUUGGAUAGGAGCACUCUCUGCCGGAGGACUCGCAAGCUCGACAGGUGGUGUCUAUGCCAGCAUUAACACACUUGAUCUUGCUCCGGCGGCAGCGGGAACAGGCGAUGCUGGAGCGCAUCGUGGGCGGCAGCUCUUUGCUGGGGGGGCCAGAUCCGGAGGAAGCAGGUGUACGGAGUACACUAAGUACUCUCUGGAUGCGCUACCUUAUUUUCCGCCGUCGAACGAGCAAGACGACGAGGGCGUAUUAAGUUCGGUUGACUCCGAGAGCCUGGAAGAGCGGCCAGUCGGCUUCUUCUUCGUCCUUUUCUUUUUCUUUUUUUUUUUUUCACUCUCUACCAUCGCCAUCCAUCGCCGCUGCCUGCUUGUCCUCUCUCCUCCAUCCCUUCUAUCCCGUCUAUCAACUUCGACUCUCAAGCGACUUUUUUCUUCGUCUCUCAAAUUUGAAGCAACAAAAAAUGGCGGAAUUUUGCAAAAAUAA